AUGUCUUUGAGACCCUCCACCACGGGUGGCUGUAGACUUCUUGGCGGGUUGGUAUCCGCUUUUGGUACUGCUCUUCACGAUUAUUGCAGAAGGCCCCCAGCUUUUUUCCCGGAGCCUGUUGAUGUUUGGCUGGCGGCGUUGAUGGAUGCUGUGCCAUUUUAUCAGCGAUGUAUGGUGAUUUGUCCUUCAAUGAUGUCAAGCGAUCGUGAGAAUUCAUUGUUGGCUCGUGCCCGGGAUCAUCUGCCCUCCGUGCGUCUGGCGCCUCUCAGAAGACGCUCCUGGGAAGUUUCUCAACGAACCGAAUCGGCAGCGUCGCUGCGAGAGGAUGGAAAGGUGGCCAAGGAGGUCACACCGGGACAGUUGCCUGCAUUAAUUUCGCCGCUGGAGAACACGCCACCGCAAUCUCUUGAUCUUGUGGUGUUUGCGGCAAAUGUCUUUGGGGAGGAGAUGCUGCACGACGCGCCGUGGCAUCUGUCGCUUGCCCACCGUUGUCUUGCUCCUCAUGGGGUUGUGGCGAUUAUGGGCUAUGCGACCCGCGUUUGUGUGGUGGCGCCAGAAGCGGCGCGAAGGGACGCAGAUGACUUUAUGGAAGAUCUGCAACGCACGGCCCGUGAGGCAGCGAAGAUGAAGGAUUCAAAAGAGCUUCGCGUGGCUUUGGGGCGCGCUAUUGAUAUCAGUAGCAGUUUGGAUGCGGGACAUGCCGACAUGUACUUUCCUUUUCGAUCGACAAAAAGGCGGUGGUUUACAUCUGAGUACGCUGCCACUCCUGCGCAGCUCGCCGCAUCGUACCGGGCCCUUCCGGAGUACCAAAUACUCUCCAGGGAAAUGCCCCGUUAUCGCCAGGCUCUGAUUUCUGGAAGGCAAAAGGUGCAGGUGGGGGAAGAAACUGAAAAGGAUGAGUCAGUGAACGUUUUUCGGCGCCGUGGUGGCGCGGAACCUCUUGAAGUCUUGCAGGGGUGCUUGCAGGCGCAAGUGAUUUCGUUGCAUGGACGGAAUACGCUUGCGAUGCCUCCGCUGAGGGUUCAAGUACGGCACUUUAUCAUCACUUGCAGCUCACGUUCGGUAAACGCCGCUUCGGAGCCCUUUCAGCUUCGCUCCCUUGGAAGGGAGAUUCCGCAACUGAAGUAG
Messenger RNA from Trypanosoma cruzi, 1128 nucleotides. RefSeq lists its product as uncharacterized. The transcript has a single exon. Bases 1 to 1128 code for a protein of 375 amino acids. The record is from RefSeq and is a predicted model, not a curated record. Lineage: Eukaryota; Euglenozoa; Kinetoplastea; Trypanosomatida; Trypanosomatidae.